Perca flavescens (yellow perch) is the source of this 10760-nucleotide messenger RNA. RefSeq names its product lysine (K)-specific methyltransferase 2Ba (gene kmt2ba). The transcript is spliced from 36 exons. Gene Ontology annotation, cellular component: histone methyltransferase complex; nucleus. The record is from RefSeq and is a predicted model, not a curated record. Gene Ontology annotation, molecular function: zinc ion binding; protein binding; DNA binding. Bases 121 to 9645 code for a protein of 3174 amino acids. NCBI's taxonomy places the organism in Eukaryota, Metazoa, Chordata, Actinopteri, Perciformes, Percidae. Gene Ontology annotation, biological process: positive regulation of DNA-templated transcription.
GUUCGUUUUCCCAUGAUGCACCUGUGGUUCCUUUCUAUCUCGCGCCUUUGCCUCGACGCAAUCCAUCUUGCCUCUCGCAUCGCCGCUGUCAGCUCGCUUUCCGUGUUGUUGUAGUAAAUAAUGGCGGCAUCGGGAGGCGGAUUAUCAUCUCCCGCUACUGUCGCGGGCUUGAGCACCCAAACGCCGGCCCGGGCUCGCUUCCCGGGUCGGCCGUGCACGAGACGCAGCAAGCUGCGGUCGGAGAAACGUAACAAACGCGGAAGGUUAGGCUCGGACGUCGGGGAUCUAGCUGCCGAAGGGCCGAGGCCCGUAAACAUCGGCCUUGCGUUGAGUGAGGACCCGUACCUGCUGCGCCUGCUCGGGGUGGUGGAGAAGCACAGGAGGCAGAGAGAUGCGGGGUUUGACUCCAGCAACAGUGAAGAGGAGGAAGUUUUCACUGGAUUUGGGACCACAACAGUUCGUCCACAAAAAUCUCCUCAGUCGUCAUUACUCAGCCAAGCAAAGCCUCCCCAAGCUUCAGAACUUUCUCUCGGAGAAAAAGCAAAGCCUCUCAUUGGAAAAAUUAUACCCAAAACCCCGAAACCGGCUCUUAUUGGGAAAAUUGUACCAUGGAUCCCUAAAGAAGACCUGGGUGUCCAAGAGAGCCCAUCAAAAGACAAAGAAAUACCCAAGGUGGUAAUUAAACUACAAGGCAAGCAGGUAGCUCUCACUGGAAAAGCCAAACAUGCAGGCGAACAGGCCUCAGGUAGACAGAGCAGUACUAGAUCAGCUGACUUUAUCAGGAAAGCAGGAAAACCAGCAGUAUCAGACAGGAGGCAAAAUCAAACAGCCACUACCUCAGCUGGUGGCUCCGGGAAAGCUUCUAAGGUGAAAGAACGAGGCGAGGUGUCAGAGGACUCAGACACAGACCAAUCCCAGCCACAGAGAUCUGUGAGAUGUACGAAGGGAUUUCGAAUUGGGCACACCAGACGCACAUCGCAAGCAGUCACAUCCUUACAAAAACGGCAGAGGAGGAGAAUGGCUAAGGGUAUGGGUGCCUCUCCAGAGGCUGGAGCUGAGGCCGCUGCCCAAAGUGGAGAGGAGGCAGCGAUGCCCCUCGACUGUAAAGCCACAAAUUCCUCCGAUAAAAGAAUACAGAAAAGACAACGCAGGUCUUUGUUUGGGCACAAGCGAAAGGCACCAAAAAACGUUCCAGAAAUGAAACGUCCAACAAUGCUUCGUACUCGCACUAGGCAUGUUUAUUACACAUAUGUCCCAGAGCCUAUUCCGGCCACACCGAUGUCGGACUUGAGUGAGCAGCAGCUGCUAAGUCACAAUAUCACUCCAUCUGAGGGUAAGCCGAGCUUGUUUCCAGUCCAGCAGAGCUCAAACAACUCCUCCACUCCUGUAAUGAGCGCACGGUCCUCCCGCGUUAUUAAAACUCCAAAGAGGUUCUUGGACGAGGAAAUGAUUCCCUUUCCAAAGGGUUCUUUGUCAACGUGGCUGAAAAGUCAACAGAGAGAGGACGAAAAACCAAGUCCAUCAUGUCACGAGUCAAGCUAUGAUGGCAACUUGCUGCAGUCAGACAGUGAAUGUAUAUCUGUGGCCGACAACCCAUCUGCAGUGACAAAGUUCUUAUCAAAGCCCAGGUCAGGCACGAGCCACCUAGAGAUCUACAAGAACCUCAAGAAACUUACUUUGAAACUGGCGGAGAAAAAGAAAGGCCCCGCUGACACGGAUUAUACGCAUCAUGGCGACGGUUUGACGUCUCAUGUCAGGAAGAGGCGUAGGUCAAAGCUCAUGAUGGAAGAGAUGGACUCUCCUGGCGUUGUGAGGAAACUAGCCGUGGUGGUGAAUGCUGAUGUGGAAGCGCCCUCACAUUUGCCGUUAGGAGAUACAGGAAACAAUAAUGAAGCAGGAGGCAUGACUGGGGACUGCCAUGAGGCGUUGGAAGUCAGCGGGCCCAGCCAUCGAAUUGGUUUCAGUGGAGCAAAUAAGAAAAUGCUUCACCUGCUGAAGAAAGCCAAAGUGCAGCUCUUCAAGAUUGAUCAGCAGAAGCAGCUCAAGUUGUCACAGUUGGGCUCCAGAGAAUCACGAGUGCCAGUGAGUGGAAGGAGAAGGAGGAGGAGAGUUGGUGUAUCGCUCAAAGAUAUCAGUCCUCAGGAACAGCCGCUGGGUGGUCCGAGGAUCAAACAUGUGUGCCGGGCAGCAGCGGUGGCUUUGGGGCAGCCCCGUGCCAUGGUGCCAGAUGAUAUCCCCAGACUCAGCGCCCUGCCACUUCACGAGAGAGAGGGCAUCACCUUUUCUCCCGCAGCAGAAGAUGUGGCAGAUGAUGACGAUGACAUCUCUGAUCAGGGCAGGGCUCAAUGGGUUGUCUCUCAGGAACACAUUCAGCGGAGGAGGAGGGGGAGGGGGAGGGGCCACAAGUUCAUUAAGAGGAAGGUUCUGAGUCAAUAUAUACCUGGGGGAGUCCGUGCCCGGCGCUGUGGACGCUGCAGAGGCUGUUUGAUAGAGGAGGACUGCGCAAAGUGUGUCAACUGCCUCGAUAAGCCAAAGUUCGGGGGGCCCAACACCAAGCGGCAGUGUUGCAUAUAUAAGAAGUGUCAGCGGAUCGAGAAAGCGAAGAUUGAGCGCAUCGUCAGACCGUUGAAACUCCAGGCGAGGCGGUUUUCGGCCUCUGUGUCAAGCAGUGACGAUGCAAACUGGGGCUUUGAAGGCGCAGGCGAGGGAUCGUCCUCGAUGGCGCCUGGAGUCAGGAAACAGUCCCUGCGUAAUAUCACACCGCGCUCCUACAGCAGCCUGCUGAAGUCUGAAUCUGAGGAAGAAGAAGAAGAACAUAAGGCAAAUAAAUCACCAGUCAAGCCAACUGUUGCUGCUGCUAGCAACCAAGAUCUCCAAGAUGGCGGAUUACUGCCAGACGACGCUCCAACUGAGGUGGUGAAGCCUCGACGGCCGUUCUCCAAAGGAGCUGGGGGCAGACCCAGAGCUUACAAGGAACAGGAGAACACGGAGGAGACGGAGCCCAGAGAAACUUUACCAGAAACCAGCCCAUCCAGAAGCCCACUGCCGAAGCGGCAGCAGCAGCUACAAAUACUCUUACACCGUCUGCCUGAUUUUAUCCUGCAGUCUGCUCUGUUUUUGCCAAAGCGGUGUCCCCCUUGUCCGGAUCAGUGUGCUGCACUGUCUCAUCCAAAACUGUCCCAGCUUCUAACACUGCCUGCUAUUUCACAUUCAUCAUAUUGCACACCACAUUGUCCUUCAGAACUGUCCCAGCCUGUAACGCAUCCUACUUCUUCACUUUCAACGCAUCCGAUAAAAGACUCUACACAUGUAUCACAUUCAGCACCACACUGUCCUCCAGAACUGUCCCAGCCUGUAACGCAUCCCACAUCUCCACUUUCACCACAUCCCAUUACAGACUCCACACAGAAAACUCUGCUGUUACGUUUGCACCGUUUGCCCCAGUCUCUGGUGCAGUCAGCCUUGUGUUUGCACACAUGUAUAUCCUCGUCUCAACCACAAGCUCUGACAGAGGUUUCGUCAAAGUUAUGUUUUCAGGAACAUUCAAAGUCUGAGGUGCAGUACCCAGAUGUUUUGACUGAGACGCACAGAGCUAACAAAGACAAAACUGUGCAAGUGCUCCCUCAUAUCAAUCCACACACAGAGUUACAGGAGGGCACGCAAGAGGAGCCGGAGGACAGACGAGGGGAACUGCCUGAAGAGGAGAAGGAGGACGCUUCUGUUAAAGAGACAGUGCAGCAAAACUGUCCAACAACUGACCAACACUAUGUCCUUCGUUCCCAGAAUCCUGCAGAUUGUGCAUCAGUGAACACCCUGACUGGGUUAACUAACGGAUUUCCCCAAAAGGGCCUGUUGCAGAAGUUCAAGAUUCGUGUGGACUUCAAGGAGGACUGUGCUGUUCAAAACGUAUGGCUAAUGGGCGGCCUCAGCGUCCUCACAUCUGUCCCUACCACACCACAACCUGUCUGUCUGCUCUGCGCCAGUAAAGGACGACAUGAGAUGAUUUUCUGCCAGAUCUGCUGUGAGCCUUUCCACAGUUUCUGCCUCUCGCCAGAGGAGCGCCCCCAGAAAGAGAACAAGGAGAACUGGUGCUGCAGGCGCUGCAAAUUCUGUCACGUGUGUGGCCGUCGAAGCAAGAGCACAAAGCCUGUGCUGCAGUGCAGGAGAUGCCAAACCUCCUACCAUCCUUCCUGCUUGGGACCAACUUACCCUAAGCCAAUGAACUGCAACAUGCCUUGGGUGUGCAUGACAUGCAUUCGGUGUAAAAGCUGCGGCGUGACUCCUGGAAAGACCUGGGACUUGGCCUGGAACCACGAGCAGGACCUCUGUCCUGACUGCACUUCUCUCCACAAAAAAGGUAAUUUCUGCACCGUCUGCCACAAGUGCUACGACGACAACAACCAACACACACAGAUGAUUAAGUGUUCAAAGUGCAGCCACUGGAUUCAUCACACAUGUGAAGGACUUUCGGAUGAGCUGUUUGGGUUGCUGUCAAGCCAACCAGAAGAAGGGUUUUACACCUGCUCACCCUGCUGCCAGCACCAAACUGAACCCAGCAGCUUGAAGGAGGAGCUGCAGAGCAGACUGAAAGCUGGGCUGGAGGAGGUGCUCACUGACCUCCUCUCCAAUGACGCCACACAGCACCUCCUUAUCUGUAAAAUGUGUCUGGAAACAAACAACACACAGUUUGCCAGGGAACAGCAACCGGUGUGUGAUCUACAAGCCAUGGACAAGAAGUUUAAAGGGGGCAGUUACACUUCAAUAAAAUCUUUCCAUGCGGAUGUCGUCUCUGUGAUGAGGAAGUGGCUGAAAGAGGAGGAGGAGCUUCUCCCUGAGGACCAGAGACCGACCAGUCAGGCCAGGGCACGCUAUGUCAAAGUGAUUGAGCAGGUAUUCAGUUGGUUUCCUGCAAGCCAUCUGAAAAAGUGGAACUCUUUCACUGAGGAAUCACCAAGUGGCAUGCUCCCUGAGGCGGUCCUCCCACCAUCUAAGGAGCACAGCUAUGCACAGUGGCUGGAAAGGACAUACCAGCCCAAAGAGUCCAGGGGCCCUCAGGCGGGGAAAACUGACUCUGUGCUAUCCUCAGUCACUACACAGCAGUCUGGUGUAUCACACAGCCUACCUCUGUAUUCACAUGGUGUAAAGAGGGAUCUGGAAAGUACCAAGACUGAAGAUGUGAGGCAGUGUGCCCUGUGCCAACAAUAUGGAGACUAUGCUCCCAGGGAUGCAGGACGGCUGUUGUACUUGGGACAGAAUGAGUGGGCCCACAUUAACUGCUGCCUUUGGUCUGCAGAGGUGUAUGAGGAGAAUUGCGCUCUUUUGCAAGUGCACAGCGCUGUCUCAAGAGGGCGCCACCUGCGGUGUGAUCGUUGUGGGCAGUCGGGAGCCACUGUGGGCUGCUGUCUUACCACCUGCCAGAGUAAUUUUCACUUCAUGUGUGCUCGUGCCCAGAACUGUGUGUUUCAGCUGGACAGGAAGAUAUACUGCUUCAAACACAGGGACCUUGUCAGUGCGAAGGUGGUGUCUGGGAAAGGGUUUGAAGUCCCUCGACGGGUAUAUGUGGACUUUGAGGGGAUCAAUCUCAGAAGGAAGUUCCUCACAGGCUUAGAGCCAGAAUUAAUAAACAUGACCAUAGGCUCUCUGCAGAUUCAGAAACUUGGUGUGUUGUCAGAGCUGUCAUCAAAUGGGAGGAUGCUGUAUCCUGUUGGCUAUCAAUGUUCUCGGUUGUACUGGAGUACCGUGGACCCCCGCAGACGCUGCAAGUACACCUGUAAGGUGACAGAAGUGAGCACACCUCUGCCUGGUGAGGAACAAGAUCCGAGGUGGGACCAAGAAGAGAAUCGCACCAUAGUCCACAGCCCCAACCACCACAGAGAUAUGGAAUCCCCGGAUCGUUUAAGUUCUUCAUCCAGCCCAAUAAAGUCCACUACUCCAUCACCCAACUCUAAAUGCCACAACACACCUGGGUCCAAAAGUCCUGGUUACACACAGACCAGGAAACCAGCAGGAGGAUCUUCUCGACCUCUUCCAUCUCCAGGGUCCGCUCUUCCCAAAUCACAUCAUAUCCUGACAUUGAGGGACCUGGAGGACACCCGUAGGCCUCGCAGGCUCUCAUCAAGAAGCCGCUGCAGUUCCUCGCCAACAGACAGCGACCCAUCAGUACCGAUGACCCUCCGCUCAGGUGGCACUGUCCACUCCCGAUGUGCCCUGUUCAGCUCGCCUCCGAGGUCAUCAAACUUAGGAGCAGCCUCACCUCCUCUGUCACGACAAAACUCAGCAUCCCCAGUCUGGAGCUCCCCGCCUCGAUCUAACUCAAGCUUUUCUGCAGGGCUGUUAACUCGGCAAGGAGCAAUCACUCACUCCCCCAGAGGGAGGCAAAACUUUAAAAUCACCACUCCAGUUUCCGCAGAGGUUCCCCAAGACUUCCUGGCAUCGUCUGAGGCAGAAGAUGCAGCAGUGGCCACAACCAACGGGAUCUCACUAGCCCCUGAUAACCUGGAAGAGGAGGUAGCCCACCUGAUGGCCCAGGAGCUGCCAUACACUGUGUUUGACACUGACACAGAGGUAGCAGUGGCCUCCAUGCUGAAUGCUAAGCUUGAGUUUGACGAGGCUCUGCUCACCGAGAACGUGGCACUUCACUGUGGAGCACAAGGCGGGAGAGGAGAGGUGGAAGGCGUAGUGCAAGAUGUGGAAAUGCAAGUAGAUAAUCGGGAGAAUGAAUCCGAAGAUGAAGACUCGAGCCAUUACUUUAAAUUUUCACGCACAGUGGUGUGCGACGCAGCUAGCAGCUCAGACGCCUCAGGUCAGCUCACUUCAACACAGUCGAUCUCCCAGUUAGACGGAGCGGACGGCGGGUCAGAGAGCGAUGAAAGCGAGGCGGUCGAUAAUGAAGCUCGAGACCCAGAACGACAAGAUGGAGAAAGCGAGAUUCACGCUAACCAUAACACACCUACUAAACAGCUGACGGUCGCUCUAAAGAGGCUGGAGUCAAUCUACACUGUGUCAACAUCAACAGCUGAGCCAGUGUUUCAGGAAAAUUCUCCACCAUCUGAUGUCCUCGAAGCAGGUUAUGCUAACGAUGAUAUGUCAGUUCAGGUGGAAAAAGUCUUGAUGGGCUCUGAAACACCAACAUCUGAAAAUAAGGUGUUUUUAGAUUCCUCUACAGGUCACUUUUUUUCUGCUGAAGACGGCACUGUGAUGUACCCAAAUAAUGUUGAAGUUGGCAAAGAUGAGAGUAGCUCAUCGGCCGACUCCAUUGAAGGAUUUAAAGAUGAUUUGAAUGACCCUGACUACUCUCCCGAGCGUUCCCAGGGUCCAGAGCGUAAAACCAAAAAAUCUCCCACACCGCUGAUGAAAGCCGACAUUGUGAAGACAAAACGUCCAGCGUUGAACUUCAAACGCUUCCCGCACAAACCGUGUACUCCGCAGCAGCGCAAACUCAAAUUGAUGUUGCCCCCUCGACCUACACCAACGCAGACUAUAAAUAAUGCGUCCGCUUCCCUUGCUGCUGCCACUGUUUGUGCAGUUCCGCGGACAGUCACCUCCCCUAUUGUGAUCAAUGGUUUAAACGUACCUAUUCAGCCUGGUGCCUCACAGAGCAGAACCAUUGCCAUUCGCUUGGACAACUCAAGGACAGAAAGUCAGCAGCAAGUUGUGAUUCAGAAUCCAGAUGCAGCCACUAGCUCACCGCCACCACCGGCUCCUGCCCCUCAGGUCCUUCUGGUAAACCGACAGGGUCAAAUUCUGAUCAAAGACCCGAGAUCAAACACUUAUCAGUCACUCAGUACAAACUCUCCUGCCUACAAUAAAAUAAGCCAAAUUGCUAAGAUUCUCCACAGUGGUAAUGCCUUGCAGCGCUCGGUCCCUCGUGUUAUAAUAAAACCUCGUUCCAGCCUCUCUGCCGCAAACGUCCUCUCUGCCGGUAACCACACAACAACAUCCGAGAGAAAAAUCAUUGUCCGAGUAGUGCCUGUGAAAAGCACUGCGACCCCAGCUCCCGCAAAUCCCACGACUCCCACAACCCCUGUCAGCGUGCAGAGAGUUCCUGAAGCAAGUUUCUCCAACAUCGAGGAAAGCACAGCCCAGGCUAUUAUUGACCGAGCCAUGGCCACCCACCGUGACACGCCAAAGACAAAACCCAUCAUCCUCGGUAAAACUCAACGACCAAAGGCAAAACAUCGAAGACCAUCUCAGUUCCAGGACGCAGAGGUCUCAGAUCAGACACCAGCUGAACAUUUAGAGUCCCCCAGUGGUUUCCUCAGUGAACCAAAUGUCAACCUGCAACCAACACCUGCUUCAUCACGUCACCAGGUGAGGGUCAAGAGAGUGUCAUCGGUGUUGGAACGGCCCUCCAGGAAGAAAUCCAAGAUGGACUUCUUUAGGGAUCCGUCAAGUGAUCUGGAUGAAGUUAAUGAAGCCAGACCAGGUGGUGUGAGAAUGAAGGCUCCAACAAUGAAGGAUAUCCUUGAUAUGGACCAGGAGAAUAUGUUGCACGAGCCCGAGGCGUCAAAGAUUACUGCUCCACCGCCUCCGACACCCUCCAGGCAUCCUCGUGUUGGGAGUCCCCCCACAGGCAAACAAACAGACAGUCACACUCAGGGUAAAACACACAUGUGGGUCAGUGCUCGCCAUGGAGACCUCUCUGAAUGGGGCCCUUAUUCAGGUUUUAGCUCAGAAGAAGAUGCACCUGCACCCAAACACAAAAAGAGGACAUACAUGAACCAGCCCCACCUGCGUUUUGAAAUCACCAGCGAUGAUGGCUUCAGUGUAAAGGCUAACAGCAUAGAGGUCGCCUGGCGUGCGGUGAUUGACGGCGUCCUCGAAGCUCGAGCAGGCUUCCACCUGAAGCAGCUGCCUCUGGGCGGGAUGAGCGGGCCACGGGUGCUCGGCGUCGUCCACGAUGCCGUCAUCUUCCUGCUGGAGCAGCUGCAGGGUGCCGCAAACUGCAAACGCCACCGCUUCCGCUUCCACCGCUGUGAUAACAUCGAGGAAGAGCUUCCCCUAAAUCCAAGCGGCUGUGCUCGUACUGAAGUCUACACGCGGAAAGUGACUUUUGAUAUGUUCAACUUCCUGGCAUCACAGCACAGAGAGCUCCCUGAUAUGCUAGUAGGCCCCAUUGAUGAAGAGGAGGAUGAUUUCCCACUGAAAUCUUCCAGGAGAGCCACCAGCAGUGAGCUUCCCAUGGCAAUGAGAUUCAGACACCUGGAAAAAAUCUCCAAGGAAGCAGUAGGAGUUUACAGAUCUGAAAUUCAUGGUCGUGGACUUUUCUGCAAAAGAAACAUUGAGGCUGGCGAGAUGGUGAUUGAGUACGCCGGCACCGUCAUUCGCGCUGUCCUGACAGAUAAGCGGGAGAAAUAUUAUGACAGCAAGGGCAUCGGUUGCUACAUGUUCCGCAUCGACGACUUCGAUGUUGUGGACGCAACGAUGCAGGGCAACGCGGCUCGUUUCAUCAACCACUCGUGCGAGCCAAACUGCUACUCUCGGGUCAUCAAUGUGGACGGCGGCAAGCACAUCGUCAUCUUCGCCCUGAGGAAGAUCUACCGCGGCGAAGAACUGACCUAUGACUACAAGUUCCCCAUUGAGGACGAGAACAGCAAGCUGCGCUGCAACUGCGGUGCGAGACGCUGCCGCCGCUUCCUGAACUAGUACAACACACGCACCACGUACCUAUUGGCCAUCUUGUUUAAUGCACUUGAAUACAGGAGACAGACUUUGACUGACUGAUAAAGGCACCUGUUGUGACUUAGCCAUAAGAGUGAGGUCACCUGUACACACCUGUAUCUACUGAAAGUCUUUGUUUUGUUGGAAGCUUAAUUUAUAGACUGAUGGAGGACGGCAUGUGUUUGCUCAUUUCUGUUCUCUAAACUGCUGUGAACAGUCACACAAACCAGAUUAGAGCCAUAUGUCAAAGCUUGGGAUGAAUACUAUUUAUGUGAUUUCAGACUGCUGGAUUAUUGGUCUGUUAGGAAGUGUAGUUUAAUUAAGGAAACCGCACAAUUUUUUGGGAUUUGUGUACUGUUUUACCAUCUCAUACAACACAUUCUUUGAGUUUUACAUUGUUGAACUUGACAGAAGCCUCUGCUGGAACUGGAGCUAGACAAGAGACGGGAGGCAAUUAUUACCAGCAACAAACUGAAAUAACCUGAUUGCAGCUAUAACUGUUUAAAGAGGGAUCUAUUAUUAUGCUGGGGACAGUGUUUUUGUAAAUACAAGGUCACAGAGAAGGAUGAGGAGAAUUUAUUCAGCACCUUACUUUGACACAACCUUCUCUGGCAGCACUGGUGUCGCAGCAGACGGGACAAAUUUUACUUUGGAGCUAAAUAAACAAAUUUGACUCAAGGCACCUUGUGUGUACAUUGUAGUGCAGCUACAUUUUAAUCUUAUCUGGAUACCACAAGUCUUGUGAGCAGGGACUCCAAUAUUUUAGGUGCUGGUGACAAAGUAGUUUUAAUAAAGUCACCCAAACCUUUUUCCCCCUCCUCAUUCAGUCAGCUGAAAUUUCCUGUUUUUAUUUGUGACGGCAGAGAUGCUGUGAUCUAAAUGAUUUUAUCCCGACAUUAUAGUCUGUUCUUUAUUUGUUAAUUUGUGCUGUUUGUGUAAUUAAGGUCUAUGAGGGAGAGUUUCCUUGGUGCAGGGUUCAAAUAGUGAUCUUGCUCUGCACAGUCCCUUAUACAUCUUUUUUUUUUGUAUUUUUGUAUAUUUGAACAAUAAAUGUAUAUUCAACAAGCUGAUGCAAAUAAAUGUUUGAGCGUUUAACUUUC